This is a messenger RNA of Aspergillus udagawae, 1191 nucleotides long. Its product is annotated as aurora family serine/threonine-protein kinase. Bases 1 to 1191 code for a protein of 396 amino acids. The transcript has 3 exons. The record is from RefSeq and is a predicted model, not a curated record. Gene Ontology annotation, molecular function: protein kinase activity; ATP binding. Gene Ontology annotation, biological process: mitotic spindle organization; protein phosphorylation; regulation of cytokinesis. Gene Ontology annotation, cellular component: spindle midzone; spindle pole centrosome; spindle microtubule. NCBI's taxonomy places the organism in Eukaryota, Fungi, Ascomycota, Eurotiomycetes, Eurotiales, Aspergillaceae.
AUGGCUACCAAGGCGCUAGAGGCUCGUUUUGAGCACCUCUCUGUCAAAGAUGAUGCUGAUCCUGGGAAGAAUGGCAGAACAUACCCAAAGCACAAGGGCUCUUUGUCAACAGCGGUGUCCCUCUCAGGCCUCGGAGCCGCUGGUCAGUUUAACACUGGCUCAAGUCGGUCAACCUUGUUGAAGCUUGCCUUGCAAAACACAAAUGAGAACAAAGUGAAUGCGAUGCAUGCCGGCUCGUCCCCUCUCAAGGGAGCUCAGAGCACAUUGCCGCACCGUGACACAGAUGAGAAUGGAGAACCGCGACACACAACACCAUUAUACGAGCAGCCGGGCCCCAAGAAAUUACAUCUGGGAAUGUUUGAGAUCGGCAAGCCCUUGGGAAAGGGAAAAUUUGGUAGGGUUUACCUGGCCAAAGAGCGAUCGUCCGGCUUCGUUUGUGCCCUUAAAGUCCUGCACAAAUCCGAGCUGCAGCAGGGCGGAGUGCAGAAGCAAGUUAGACGCGAGAUUGAGAUACAGAGCAACCUACGUCAUCCCAAUGUUCUCAGACUUUACGGCCACUUCCAUGAUAGCAAGCGGAUAUUUUUGAUCCUGGAGUUCGCCGGCCGAGGAGAGUUAUACAAGCACCUCCGAAAGGAGCAUCGCUUUCCCGAGUGGAAGGCAGCUCAAUAUAUUGCCCAGAUGGCUGCCGCAUUGAAGUACUUGCAUAAGAAGCACGUCAUGCAUCGCGACAUCAAACCGGAGAACAUACUUGUGGGAAUCCACGGGGAAAUCAAGAUCAGUGACUUUGGGUGGAGUGUCCAUGCGCCUAAUAACAGAAGGCAGACGAUGUGUGGGACACUGGACUAUCUUCCUCCCGAAAUGCUCAAGCCCAACUCACAAGACAAUUACUACAGCGAAAAGGUUGACUUAUGGAGCUUGGGCGUAUUGACUUACGAAUUCUUGGUUGGGGAAGCGCCCUUUGAAGACACUCCCGUCAUGACGCAAAGACGAAUUGCGAGGGCAGACAUGACGGUGCCUUCAUUUGUCAGUCCUGAGGCAAAAGAUCUUAUCAAGAGAUUGCUCGUUCUAGACCCAGACAAGCGUAUUUCCCUUGAUGAGAUCCAGCGACAUCCCUGGAUCCUUAAACAUUGCUUGAAGGAUGACCGGGUCACGAAACGGAGUUCUGGUUCUUCAAAGGAAGUUAAAGCAUGA